Messenger RNA from Anoplophora glabripennis (Asian longhorned beetle), 2056 nucleotides. RefSeq names its product SRSF protein kinase 3-like. NCBI's taxonomy places the organism in Eukaryota, Metazoa, Arthropoda, Insecta, Coleoptera, Cerambycidae. Gene Ontology annotation, biological process: protein phosphorylation; spliceosomal complex assembly; regulation of mRNA processing. Bases 245 to 1900 code for a protein of 551 amino acids. Gene Ontology annotation, molecular function: protein kinase activity; ATP binding. The record is from RefSeq and is a predicted model, not a curated record. The transcript is spliced from 7 exons.
UCUUACAUUGUUUUACCAUUGGUGCAAAAAGUCAACAAGCAAACUGUUAGAACGGUGAUUAAACAAUUUUUACUGGAGUAUGAGUUCCUUUCACUAAAAUUUCGCUUUAUUAUAAAACAGUGUUUGCCAAAGAUUACUCCUAAAAAUAAGUUUUUCGUAUAUUUUUGCCGGGCGAGUUUUUUGAGGUAGGUUGCGAUUAACUGCGCGGGCGCAAACCGUCUUUCCCGCGCUUUUUGAAGCAAUAAUGGCCGACUACGAUUUGAAAAUUUCCACACAAAUUUGUUACCCAAAUCAAUCAUUUGUUUCUGAAUCUGAAUAUGAAUUCAACCCGUUUUCAUAUUUCAACGUGUUCGAACUAUCUGUCAUUAUACAUAUGUUAGUACCAAUAUUGUUUUUUUACUUAAUAAUGACAACAGGCAAUACAGAGCGUGAACAAACCCGCAAAGAAAUUCUCGCCGAAAUAGAAAAAAAGAAAGUUGUACCCCAGGUCCGAUUUCCCAGUGGAAACUUCGGAAGGUCUAAAUCUCUUACUUGUAUAAAGUACUCCCCUUCUAAAGAUGUCAGUCUUCUAGACUUAACUGAUAUCCGAAAAAUUCAAUAUUUAGAAAAUAAAGAAUCUCAGGAGGACGAGAGAGAUUACGAUGCUGGUGGUUACAUGCCCAUUAGUAUCGGCGACCUACUUAAGGGCCAGUACAAAGUAUGUAGGAAAUUGGGCUUUGGACAUUUCUCAACAGUAUGGCUAUGCAAAAACCUUCUAGAUGAAGGUCCUGUAUAUGUAGCUUUGAAAAUAUGUAAGAGCGCACACAUGUUUGCAGCUGUCGCACAGGACGAGAUAAAACUUCUUCAAGAGACCAAAUCCAUAGAUCCUACACAUUCUGGUUAUAAGUAUAUCGUCCAAAUGGUCGAUACCUUUAGAUUAAUAAGCGUUAACGGAAUUCACACUGCCAUUUCCAUGGAAAUUAUGGGGCCCUCUUUGCUCCAUAUCCUAAUUCAAUCAGACUUUAGAGGAAUUCAUAUAGAUUGUGUCAAAAGGAUUAUCCAGCAGGUGCUAACAGGUUUGACCUACCUCCAUGACGUGUGUAAGAUCAUUCACACUGAUAUUAAACCUGAAAACAUUCUUAUUAAAGUAGAUCAAAAUUACCUCAGAACAAUCAUAGGAAAGACAGAACGUUUUCAGGAGUUGGGUUUGGAAAUGCCUCGCUCUUAUGUUACUUCGGACUGUUGGGUGGACCACGAGAAGGAUCUGAGAAACUCGGAUGAAGAUUUAUUAGCAAAGUAUGAGGAACAAAGAGGACAGUCUUAUCCUUAUGACAAAUAUUUAAUAGAAUUAACUAAUUUCCGUGAACGACAUGCCGAGCCUCGUCUUACUUCGCCUAUGUGGGUUAAUCCAAAUAUAGAAAUCAAGAUUGCUGAUCUUGGAAACGCUUGCUGGGAGGACCACCACUUUUCAAAUGAAAUCCAAACGAGGCAGUAUAGGGCUUUGGAAGUAAUUUUAGGUGCAGAUUAUAGCUUUCCAGCUGAUCUUUGGUCUGUGGGUUGUAUGGCAUUUGAAUUGGCGACGGGUGAAAUGCUCUUUAGUCCGAAAGGAGACAAGGGCUUUUCUGCGAAUCUUGACCAUCUGUGUCUCAUUUGGGAAACUCUCGGUGGCAUUCCCCGGUAUAUAACUGAGACUGGUACAAACGUUCGCCAAUAUUUCUCUAAUGGUAUUUUAAAGAACGUCGCUUAUGAUAGUUUACGUAUAUGGAAGAUAGAGGACGUCUUAGUUGAUAAAUACAAGUGGAAGCGUGUGGAUGCUAUCCCCUUUGCAGGGUUUUUGGAAAGUUUAAUUGAACCGGAUCCUGCGUUACGUUUUACGGCUGCUACAGCUCUUCAAAGCGAAUGGUUAACGUCUGACGACUAAACUCCUACCUGAAGGUUAAUCUUUACUAAGAGUCUCCAAAGAUUGUCAUGUAUUUGUAAGACUGAUGUUAUUUAUUUACUACUACUAUUAUCGUUUUCUUGUUAUUUAUUUAAAUAUUAAUUUGUUCGAUUUCUUCUAUUAGAGUUUUAUAUUAAA